AUGCCUAACGAACUUAGUCACCCUUAUCAUAUUACACAAGUUACCGUUCAGUCCGACUGGGUAGAAGUUGUGUCUGAUGUUGCGCGAGGGGCUGUGGGGUCAGAGUCAUUCUGGGUGUCUUGUUAUAAUAAAGGUGCUGCCUCUGUUCAUGGGUCAGUGAAGGUGCUCAAUGUUUCUGACGACCCGUCGAGUGUAGAGUUUAUUGGAAAAGAUGGAGUGGACGUUGAAAAGAUUGAUAAUAUAACCGCAAUGGAUAUUUCACCUGGUGGCCGAUUAUUUGUGACUGGUGACAAUAAGGGAAUGCUUAAAGUUGGUGAUACGAGUGAUGGUAGUGUGAGGCGAGAAUUAAUAGGCCAUGUAUUAGAUAUUUCCACAUGUCGCUUUUUUCCAUCGGGACAAGUGAUUCUAAGCGGAUCCGGUGAUUUCCAAUUACGAAUCUGGUCCGCAUUGGAUGGUAGUAACCCUGUCACGCUAAAAGGUCAUACAAAAGGUGUCACUGAUACUGCUAUCAUAGAUCGUGGUAGAAACAUUUUGUCUGCUUCGAGAGAUGGAACAAUAAAGUUAUGGGAUUGUGGUUCCUCGAGCAUCCUAAGCACAGUGGGUCACUACGAAUCUAGCAUUAACAAAAUAUCGCUAGGAACAUUCACACCCGAUCUGCCGUACUCCCGUAAUACAGACUACCAGCUUGAUGCACGUGAGGUCGCGACGCAGGAUAAGGUAGCUGUUGGCGCGUUGUGUAAUGGAACGGUGAUUGGGAUUGAUUUACGAAGUAAGAAAGAGAUUUUCUCGACUAGUUCCUAUCGAAACGUAUCUUUACAUUCUUGUACUUACUCGCCCAAUCGUAAUUUAAUCGUUGCUGGAUCUUCAGAGGGUGUCAUUGAAUUUUUUGAUAUUCGAGAUCUAAGAAAGAAUCUAUUCAUAUUUCAACGAAAUGAAGCAGCAAUAAACGAUUUACUAUUUAUUGAAGGGAGUUCAGAUAUAUUGGUUGCACAAGGAGAUGGAUCUGCGUAUCGAAUAUCUACCACAUUUGGAAUAUCUAUUACACAGGCAGCACACGAGUACAUUGGAUUUGAUAUUGAUCCAGUUUACUCGAUUCGUGCCAUAGAUAAUGGACGAAAGGUUUAUGCCGCGGGACGAGAUGGAUGUCUGCGAAAGUAUUAA
Ambispora gerdemannii is the source of this 1161-nucleotide messenger RNA. Lineage: Eukaryota; Fungi; Glomeromycota; Glomeromycetes; Archaeosporales; Ambisporaceae. The record is from the annotation of a GenBank genome assembly.